UCGGGGGCGGGGCGUCCCCGGCCGGGUCCCUCCCCCGCCGCCCGCCCGCUCCGGCUCCAUUGUCUGCUCGGCUCUGAGCGGCGGCGGCCCCGGGGCUGCGGGGCCGGGCUGGCGGCCGGAGCGGCGCCCCCUGAAGCCUGCGCCGGGAGCAUGGGCGCCGGCCGCCCGCGAAGCGCUCCUCUGCGGGGCCCCGCGCGGCCCGCGCUCGCCUGCCUCUGGGUGGCCCUGCUCGCGUUGAAGACCGUGCGAGGGAGUGGGGACACCGAGCCCCCUGACCCUGUCUACCUGCCGGCCACUCUGGAGCUCUUGGAUGCCCCGGAGCACUUCCGCCUCCAGCAGAUCGGGCGCUACCCUCCCGCCAACUCCUCCCUGGGCUCCCGUUCCGAGAGCUUCCUGCUCCUGCACCCUCGGCCUGGGGCCCAGCCCCUGGUCCGGGCAUCCUACCCACCCUUCAGCGCCCAGCAGGCCGUGCCAGCCUGGGCCACAGAGCCCAGGGCUCCGCUGGCCGCUUGGGACGUUCGGGCUGUGUCGGUGGAGACUGUCCUCACCCCUGUGGAGCCCCAUGCCCGGGUCCUCUUCUACCUCAAAGGGCAGGACUGGCAGCCCAGCCCCCGAAAUCUGCCCUGUGCCCGGCUUCAUGCCAUCCACCCCCUGGGCACCAUACACCGGGCUUGCCGCUUCCAACCAUCCCUGGGGGCGUGUGUGGUGGAGAUGGAGUUCCCGCGGCGCUGGUUCUCGAGCACAGCCACCACCAAAGCCGAACUGGCCUAUACUUUGGAGCCGGCGGCCGAGGAGCCCGGGCAGUGCGCCCCGGCGGGGGAGGGGACCCCUCCAGCCCAGCCCCUGCCCGUGGGCUGGGUAGAGAUCCAGCAGGCAGAGCCCCCUCGCCAGCAAGAGGUGCCCCUGGACGCCGCCGUGCGCCUUCGAGUGUCUGAUGCCGCCGUCAGGGCCGGGCAGCCCUUCAACGCCACCAUCCUUCUGAGGAACAACUUCACCGAUGGCUCCUUAACGCUCUGGAUCAAGGUGAAGAAGGGGCUGCAGGUGACAGCCGCCCGCCCCGCCCACCCCGCCCUGUGGACCGCCAAGCUGGAAAAACUCAAGGGCUCCAAGCAUCCCACUCUGCUGGUCACCUGCCAGCGCACGGGGCCGGGGCCGGACACCAGCCUGCCUGGAUUCUCCGAGUUCCUGUGGGUGGACUUUGUCGUGGAGAACGGUACAGGAGCCACGUCGUCCACCCGUCCGGUCACGUGGCAGCUGGAAUACCCGAGCCAGGUCCCCGAGGCCAAGAAGGAGAAGAUGGUGUGGGAAAUCCUCGUGUCCGAACGGGAUGUGCGGGCCCUCGUCCCCAUGGCAAAGACCGAGGAGCUGGUGAACACCUCCCCCCUGACUGGCAUUGCCCAAAGAGUGCCCAUCCGCCUGGUCACCGUCGCGACGGGGGGAGCUGUGGCGGAGGUCACCGAGCAGGUGGGCUGCGAGUCGGCCAACACGCAAGUCCUGCAGGUGUCGGAGGCCUGUAGCGAGGUGUUUGUGGAAGGCAAGGAGAGCCAGGGGAACCGGGGCGUGCAAGUGGACUUCUGGUGGCGCCGGCUCCGAGCCUCCCUGCGGGUGACCGUGUGGGCCCCGCUGCUGCCGCUGAGGAUCGAGAUGACGGACACCACUCUGGAGCAAGUCCGAGGCUGGAGGGUCCCCGGGACGGCCAGCGGCGCCCCCAUCGAGCCCGAGGAAGGAGGCGAGGAGGCGGACCGGCGGGCCCGGAGCUGCCGGCUGCAAUACCAGCGUGCUGGCGUCCGGUUCCUCGUCCCUUUCGUUGCCCAUCCUCAGGAUGGAGGUCGCCAUCUUACUUAUCUCCUGGGCCCCGAUUGGCUACUGGAUGUGACUCAUCUCGUGGGACCCCACGCCCGUGUCCAAGACCCCCGCGUGGCCACCCUGGAGGCUGGCAGCGUCCUGGUUGGCCGGGAGCCAGGGGUUACUUCUCUGGAGGUCCGUUCGCCAGUGUCCGACUCCAUCCUGGGAGAGCAGACCCUGUCCGUGACCGAUGAAAAGGUGUCCGUGCUGGAGCUUCGGGUACAGCCGGUGAUGAGCAUCUCGCUGGCCUUGAGCCGGGGCACCGCCCACCCUGGGGAGAUCACGGCCACGUGCCGGGCACACACAGCUCCGCCCGGCUCCAAACAGGCGCUGGCCUUCUCCUGGCUCCCUCCGCCACUCCCGGCCGACUGUUUGACCCGGGACCGGCUUGGUCUCCCCGAGCGGGCCUUCCCGGCGGCCGCCAGGACCGGGGAACUCCGGGGGGGCGUGGUCUUUGUCUCCUACCCGCGCAAAAACCCCCGGCCCCGGGGGGCAUCCCCGGCCCCACAACUGGGUCUGGCUGGGCACCGACCAGGAGGCUGA
Sarcophilus harrisii (Tasmanian devil) is the source of this 2388-nucleotide messenger RNA. RefSeq names its product transmembrane protein 132A (gene TMEM132A). The record is from RefSeq and is a predicted model, not a curated record. Bases 151 to 2388 code for a protein of 745 amino acids. The transcript is spliced from 12 exons. Lineage: Eukaryota; Metazoa; Chordata; Mammalia; Dasyuromorphia; Dasyuridae.